Messenger RNA from Diuraphis noxia (Russian wheat aphid), 2051 nucleotides. Its product is annotated as TWiK family of potassium channels protein 18-like. Gene Ontology annotation, cellular component: plasma membrane. NCBI's taxonomy places the organism in Eukaryota, Metazoa, Arthropoda, Insecta, Hemiptera, Aphididae. Gene Ontology annotation, molecular function: potassium ion leak channel activity; outward rectifier potassium channel activity. The record is from RefSeq and is a predicted model, not a curated record. Gene Ontology annotation, biological process: stabilization of membrane potential; potassium ion transmembrane transport.
GCCGCGACCGUUGACCGGUCCACAGAUCAUAAUAUUAUCAUAAUUAUUAUGACCGAGUCGCUGAGCGGUAUAAACCSGGUAUCGUCGACACGGCCGUCGCAGGCCCCGUCCGUGAUUUGUGCGACUACCAAUUUUGCCAUUUGUGCCCAUUGACAUUAUUAUAAUUACGCGUGAUACAGUUAAUUACGAUUCACAACUUAAAGACUACMGCUGCCACCGCCACGUAGUUAACACUACUUCCGGCCCGAGACGCCGCUGACACCUUGUACGUAACUGCAGGCAUUGGAGCAUCGCUGGUCGUGGUUUCCGGACAAUAAUUGUGAUGGACGGACCCGGAGGAGAAGGAAAUGGACAGUUUGAACAUCAUCAUCAGCAGCAGGAGCAGGACAAUGGACACCAUGCUGCGGCCGACGCGCAACAGCUGGAUGUGCCCAAACCACCGGCACGCCGCCUAUCGCGCAGCACAAUGUCACUGAAGAUUGCACCUGAUAUACCACCGAAACCACCGAAAUUCCAGUUUUUCCCAUCAUCCCCGACCUCAAUGUGCCUGCCCAUGCCCUUGACCCCAAUCACCGACCCGACCAUCCCGAAUGGAUUUUCGCCGCAACUUUACCAGGCGUACACGUCCAACAAAGCCACCGAUUUUUUCUUCAAACAGCUGGACGGAUUCAAAGAUAUUGUCUCCACGGCCAAAUCGAGAUUAAGCUUUGGCGAACGAGCCGUUUUUUGGAUGUACGACAAGAUCAGAGAAUGGUCUAGAAAGUGGUUAACUCAUUUCUUCCUACUCUUCAUUGCUGCCGGUUAUUGCGCAGCUGGAGCGCUAAUAUUUCAAGCAGUUGAAGGGUCAAAAGACCAAAACAUAGUUCUCAGAGAGAGGGAACAGUUGAUUAUAAAUGUUGCCAAUCUAAUGGAGAAAAUCGUAAAAAGAAAUGAUUCAGUAUUUAUAGAAACCGGAAACCUCAUUCGAAGAUACGAAUCUUUUUUUGUGCAGAACAACAAGCCAGAAUGGAAUUAUUUAAACGCUGUAUUUUAUUGUGGCACUGUGUUCACAACCAUAGGUUAUGGUCAUAUAUCUCCGUCGACAAAUACCGGUCGGCUGAUAACCAUUGUGUACGCAAUAUUUGGUAUACCUAUAUUCCUUAUUUUGUUGGCCGAUUUCGGAAAAAUGUUCACCAGAGGCAUUAAAUUUCUCUGGGCGUUCGUCCGGCGCUUAUACUACACCGGCAGCUGUCGAAAAGUUCGCAGAACUGCACCAGUUCAAGAGGUCAUGAAAGGCGUACAGAUGAUGUACGACAUUACCAAGUUCCGGAGGCCAAGCAACAUGUUCGGCGGGGUUCCGGUUCCGGAGAGUCAAUCCGGAUUUCCUCCCACGUCCCCUAGUACGCCAGCCCUAAGCGUAUACACAAUCGACGACGAGUUCAACCUACCCGUUUCGGUGGCGUUCAUCAUGCUGGUAGUAUACAUCGUAAUUGGAGCAAUCAUGUUCUGCAUCGAAGAAGGAUGGGGAUUUUUCGAAUCCUUUUACUUCGUCUUCAUAUCCAUGUCGACGAUCGGAUUUGGAGAUUUCGUGCCCAAGAGCCAACUCGUGAUGAUUGUAUCCAUCGUAUACUUGGUUUUCGGACUCGCACUAACAUCUAUGUGCAUAAAUGUCGUACAGGAAAAGUUACAGAAUUCGUUCAGACAAGCGACGACCAAAAUAAGUGCAACAAUUGGUCUCGGGUUACCACGGGUAGAUAAUAACGAGCCGGCACCUAUCGUGGUGGACGACAUGAGGACCAUCGAUGCKGAAGACGUGUCAACAAUCGAUGCGGACCCAGUUACCGAUAACGACGACGACUGAUUUUUAUUUUUCAUUUCAACGAUGUACGAUGACCAAGUACAAAUUACAUUAUUAUACGAGAUGAGGGAUUCGAGAAUAUUAUGUUGUGRUAUCCCUUGCUUGUAUACAAUACAUAAUAAUGACGACACACUCUUCCAAGUCCAGUAAAAGUGAAAAAAAUAAUAAUUGUAUAUAUAUAAUCAAUAUAAAAUCGGUCAAUUUUUUUCAUUUA